CGUUAAACAUAAUGUCACGUGACGCAUAAUUUAUGAAGCUUUUCGUAUUGGGUUACUCGUUGAACUAUGAUUAGAUCUGUCCUUGCUCAGGCGUUGUGACGAAGUUUAUCGACACUUAAGUGUAUUCUUAUGAGGAAAAUGGUUAUACACGCUGUACAUUUGUUUUAUGACAUAAAUACUAUUAUAGUUCGAGUCAAGUGUUUGUUUCCGUUCAAGUCGGAGGAAGGAGAAUACAUGCUAACAAGGAACAAAUUAUAUCGGACAAACAGUUUGUGUGACAUUCGCAACGUUGACAACGUCCAAGACGAAUACUAAACAGUAUACACUUGUAGAAAAUGGGCAAUUUAAGACAGAGAUUAAACCACAACACUGGGCCAUCGAUGGUGUGUUGUUUGAAGCUAGGAGUCAAAGAAAUUCAAAGUUGUUUCGUGACAUCUCGCGAGGUUAGGGACUUAAGAAAGGAUCAACAAUGGAUAUGAGUCUGCGACAAGUGAAUGAUGAUGAACCUACUCUACCACAACCUUCUCUGACAGAUAAUGACAGGAACGUGCCUCACAUAGAAGAAAGGAGAUUAGGAAUCCAUACCACGAGACCACUACAUACGGGUCAGGCAAUUCUGCAGAGACGUGUGAAAUCCUUCGAUAGGAGUCCAGAAAUCAUAAGACACCGAGCACUAGAGUUGGCAACAGCUGGGUUCUAUUACUUCGGUUAUGCAGACUGCGUCCGCUGUUUCUUUUGCGGAAUCGUCCUUCGACGCUGGGAGCCUGGUGAUGUAGCUUGGGCCGAACAUGUCCGAUGGAACCCUAGCUGUACAUUUGUGCAGUUGAACUCGUGAAGAAAAAAAUAACAGAAUAUGUAAAAGAAGGAAAGGCAUGUAUUUAUUAAGGAAAGCAUAAAGAACACUGUUUAUGAAGGCACAUUAACGAUAUGUAUUGAUGAAAAACACACAAAUGAAACAAUAUGUGAUUCCAAAAAACUGUUUAUAUGAAAAGUUUAUAAAUGACAUAGGAAAUUCACAUCUUUGUAUAUUAAAAAUAAAAAGACAAAUUAGGCUUAUUGUGCCGAUAUGUGGUUGUGCAUUCGAACAUUGUUUUGGGGAACAAUACACAUGGUUAUUAUGAAGAACAGUGAACAUUCACUCUAUUGUGUUUGAAAAGUAUCUGAUAAUAUUAAUCUAAUAAGGCCUACUUGUGCAGAUCUUGAGAUUCACCUUGCACAAUUGUUUUUGAACAGAGAAACAUAUCAGAUUUGUGUAUGAAUUGAAAUAAAUAAAUAAUUGUUUUUAAUGAAUCAACGUUUAAAAAAACUCUGCUUGGAAUUUUUAUAAUAAGUAAACAAACUGAAACGUAACCAAAGUGUGUAAAACUGUGUCAGGUUUCAAAUAAUAAAUUAUUAAUUAAGAGUCGAGAACAAAGUCUAUAUUUUAUAUUGACAUAUGCUGACCUUGUAUUAAUUGUAUAGCUAAAUAAUGUUAAUGUUUUAAUAAUUUGAUGCGUAGUUAAAAAUUACACGGUUGUAUAGUAGAGUUUAAAGUUUAUAUAUGUUAAUAUAUAUUUAUAUAAAUAGAUAUAUUUACGACCUUGGUGUCCAAACACAAAUCACUCUUCAUAAAACUAAAUUAAUUCAUAAACAGUUUGGAAGGCUUUUACUGGAUUUAAAUGCUGAUACAAAGUAUAUGUUUAGUGUAUAUGAUUUUGUUUUAUUUAUGAAACUUU
This is a messenger RNA of Dreissena polymorpha, 1715 nucleotides long. Its product is annotated as baculoviral IAP repeat-containing protein 7-A-like. Bases 470 to 835 code for a protein of 121 amino acids. The transcript has 4 exons. The record is from RefSeq and is a predicted model, not a curated record. Gene Ontology annotation, cellular component: cytoplasm; nucleus; spindle microtubule. Lineage: Eukaryota; Metazoa; Mollusca; Bivalvia; Myida; Dreissenidae. Gene Ontology annotation, biological process: regulation of cell cycle.